Molecule: messenger RNA, 1262 nt
Organism: Vidua chalybeata
Lineage: Eukaryota; Metazoa; Chordata; Aves; Passeriformes; Viduidae
Gene: NDUFA6
Product: NADH:ubiquinone oxidoreductase subunit A6
Exons: 3
Coding region: 59-433 (124 amino acids)
Biological process (GO): response to oxidative stress
Source: RefSeq, a predicted model, not a curated record
AAGUUGCCGUGCCCUGGGCGUUCCCGCGGGCGGCGGGGAAGGUGGCGGCGGCAUCAAGAUGGCGGUGGCGGGCAAGGGAGUGGUGUCGGCCGCCGUGAAGCCGAUCUUCAGCCGGGACCUGGGCGAGGCGAAGCGGCGCGUCAGGGAGCUGUACCGGGCCUGGUACCGCGAGGUGCCCAACACGGUGCACCUGUACCAGCUGGACAUCACGGUGAAACAGGGGCGGAACAAGGUGCGGGAGAUGUUCAUGAAGAAUGCCCACGUUACGGAUCCACGCGUGAUAGACAUGCUGGUUAUUAAGGGAAAAAUGGAGCUUCAAGAAACCAUUCAUGUCUGGAAGCAGAGGACUCACGUCAUGAGGUACUUCCACGAGACAGAAACCCCGCAACCUAAAGACUUUCUGUCAAAAUUCUAUGCGGGCCACAAUCCCUGAGAAACUGACUCUGUGUCUUCCUGCCUUACAUUACAAAUAAAGUUCUAUACAAUAUAAAAAAAAUCCAUACCAAGAGAUUCUCUAGCAUCUUAGGAGCCUAAUGACUAGGUGAAUCCAGAGCAUGUGCAAGUGGUAAUCUGUUUGAAGAGCUGUAAUUUCCUAGUUUUGCCAGUGUGUAUUUUCAGUGGAUGGCAUUUAUCCCAUCACUUGCCCUGGGGUAUCUGCUGAAUAACCACAGCACAGCCUGUCUGUGGGUCUUUGUGCUUAGCCUGCAGCCCCAUCUGUAGAUGUUAGCUCUGUGAGGAAAAGGGUAGCCCUUCAGAAAAGCCACUGCACUGACAGAAAUAUUCUUGUGCUUGAGGGACAUGUGUAUUCAUGCAGUGUCUUGCAGUUUCAUCCUAUGACUUUGUUGGCCUUGUGUUUUUUAUUAGACAUUAGUCUCCUUCAUUUCUCACAGAGAAAAUAUAAAAUCCAGUAGGCAAAUAAUUCUUUGUGCAUUAAAACAUCAGCAGAGUCCAUUUCUCUGCUGUAAAAUGAAAUUACCUGGAAAAAGGGAGUAUGUACUGUUUUCUAGAAUAGGAGGGCUCCGUAAGAGCUUCUGAAGCCUAGCAGGAGAUGGUGUCCUACCAUCACCUCAUCCACUGAAUCAGGAAUUACUAGUUCCCUUUUGAGAGGGAUAAGGACAAUUUAUUCUUUCACAAGAGAACAGGUUUUCAGCAAGUAACUCGGUGCUGGAGCUCUUUGAGAUGUGACCAGCACUGAAUGUUUGUAGUAUGCUCAAGCUUCUUUUUUUCCUAUAUAAAUAAAUAAACAUCUUUUUAUCCUCUAA